CCCCCCCCCCCCCCCCCUUCCAUCGUCAUUGUCACAGCGCAGCUAUCAUCAGCACUAGUGCCCAUUCGAGUUGCAUACAAUAGGAAGAAGCUGUCCCAUCAUUUCAUCCGACGGGAUUCUGCUUCUUCCUCGCUACGCCUUCAUCCCAUCGCCUCCAUCGGACGAGCGGGCAUCGUCUGGUCCGCGCUUGCUUCGACCUGCGCCCCCCAGGUUCCCCUUAUGAGGUUGCAUUGCGGGUGUCAACAUGCAAGCGCAUUACUAUCACUCCUCGACUAACCCGAACCAACCGGGAGGGUCGUAUGAGCUUCCUCCGGUGCACGCGGUAACCUCGCCCCCAGCGCCAUUCCAACCGCAUGGACCCGCGGCUCCUCUUCUUUCCGCUCCGCCGAGUCGACCCGAUAGCGGGUUGCGCAUGGCCCAUCUACUUCAGCCGUUGGCACAACAUAUGCCCAAUCCCCCGCCGCCGCAAGUAACGAACGUUCCCACCUACUCGCGUUCGUACGAGUCCAGCGGCUCCCCCGCAGAGGGCGUGUCUAUGUUGCCCGAUGCACCCUCGCUGAAUGGCUCCGGGCUGCUUCAGCCCGUUGGCGGGGGUGGUGCGGCUGGUCCGCACGCCCACCACCAGGCACAGCAGCCCUUACAACAGAAGCGAGCGUAUCGACAGCGAAGGAAAGACCCCAGUUGUGAUGCCUGUCGGGAACGCAAAGUCAAGUGUGACGCUUCCGAGUCCUCCAGUUGCACAGAGUGCACCAACCGCAAGGUUCGCUGUCAGUUUACCAAGGAGACUAACAGACGCAUGUCUUCAAUCAAACAAGUACAGGACCUUGAGAAGCAACUGCUAUCAACCAAACAACAACUCCAUCAACUUCGGUCGGGGAUGCUACGAUCCGACAAUCUGAUGGACUUGGACAUUGACGGCGCGGGGCAACCUCAACUGAAACUUCCGGACGUCGGAUAUCGUCCCCCGCGCCGGCCACAAGCGCCGGUGAUGCAGGAUCUGACCGAGGCUCGUGCCAAUCUGCGGAAAUACGGGAGGGGCAUCCUGAGGGUGCCCCCUCCAUACCGACAGCAAGGGCCUAAGUCCUUGUUGUCCACCGACCCUCCCCCACUGCCCCCGAAGGAGGUGGCCAAUCGCUUGCUGGCACAGUACUACAGCUGCAUCCACUCCGUCCUUCCAGUGAUCCAUUGGCCCACCUUUGUGAAUGAAUACGAGAACGUCUACCAGGCCGGGACGCUCCUAGGAGUUUCCCGGGAAUGGGCAGCAGUACUGUUUGGAGUCUUCGCCUGUGGGUGUCUACACACUCUGGAGGCGAAUCGGGAACAAGAAGGCAAAGAAUUCGUGAAAGUCAGUUGCGGGGUGAUCGACGUAUGGCAGGACAACUUCACCUUGGACCAGGCACGGGCGGCGCUGCUGGCCAGCAUCUUCCUGUAUGAAGUGAAUUCGCAAUCGGCUAGCUGGGUAUGGAUUGGAUCUGCGAUAAGAGUUGCGCAGGAGAUCGGGCUGCACCUGGAGUCGGGGCCCUGGUCCCCUCUUGAGGGUGAGAUUCGAAAGCGGUUGUGGUGGGGGAUGUACACUUGGGACAGGCUUCUCGCCUUGGAGAUGGGAAAACCAGUUCUCAUCAAUGAUCAAGACUGCGAUGUGGAUCUCCCCUGUCCCAUCGAUGAGCAGUACCUCUCGGAUGGCAAUUUUGUGCCGGAAAGCCCGCAAACGUCGCCGUUACUUGCCACCAUCCACGUCGUUCGAUCCAUCGGUCAGCUAUCGCGAACCUUGAGAAGUUCCACGAUUAGCCAGGGUACCCUAGAAACGUUCGAACGACACUUGAACACCUGCCUCGCGACCUUCCCUCCCCAGUACCACCCCAAAGCCGACCAGUUCCUUGAUCCCCGCACGCUCGCCCCGAUCCUCUACCUCCAGAAUGCUCGACUUAUCCUGCAUCGCCAUAAUAUUUCCCCGUUCUGUGCGCCCGAAACUCGAUCGUCAGCAUUGGACUAUUGUGUCUCUACCGCCCAGGAUACGGCACGUCUACUCUCGCGCUGUAUGCGCCCACCGUCCAGCCCUGGCCAUGGUUUUGUGACUACGGCCGGCGAUGACUGGAGGCCACUGCUGGCCUCCUCCGCCAGUACUAUGCUGUGCGCCCACCUCUGGCGCAGCAUACUGUUACUCCUGUUCCGUCAGGAAUAUGCUGCCGCUCUCAUCUGUGUUCAAGCAAGUGCUGCCAUUGGUGAUUCACGCGCGGUGAAUGCUGCCUGCGGGCGCUACCUCGCAUUCUUCCUAAAAGCGGUGUUGGACCGGCUGCGGCGCAACGAGUUGACGGUGUUGGAGCGGGACGAAGAGUUGAUGGCAUAUGUGUCGGGCGACAUGCAAGGCACCGCUGAGGCUGGCUGGAUAUGGCAAGGGAGUGAAACCGGCUCCCAGUUGGAGACGAUGUCGCCCAAAAUCAACAGCCCCGUCGCGUACUCUCAUACCGAGAGCAAUGACCGACCCAGCGGUGGGUCGGAAAGCUGGGACGGCUGGAGCUGGGUGGAGCAGACGGUGCAGUAUCUCAGCGAGAGAACUCAGCAGCAGCAGGAGCUCCAGCAUCGUACAAAGCCCCUGGAAUCGAUGUACCUUGGCCCGGAAACAGCCAACACGAGCUCCGAUGCGACAACGCCCCAGUCAAGCUCGUCUCAUUCGCGCAUGACCAUUGCAAGCAUAAUCUAAGCUGGCUUUGCAAUGACGACAUUUCCUACCAUGGCGGAUGCGACACCCGCCUUAUUUUGAUUGAUAGGGGACUAUGUGAAACACGGCCGAAGCUUAAGCAUUCAAGUCGCCCUACCCGCCUAGGGCGCGAGACCGUUCCCCUACCGGGGCAAUCAGUUGUACUAUUUCUACUUGUAUUAUCGUCGAGGCGAUUCUGUGGCGGCCCCACAGGCAUGUGAGAUGAGAUCAUGGAUUACGAAUCAGCUGCGAUGUUUUAAUUUCCGUAGAUAGUGUUGGAAUCUUGUAUACAGUACAAGCAUGUAUAGCCGGAAGCUAGACACUGAACUUGAUCCUUUGGCAUAUGAGCAUAGCAUUACCACGGAUACAUUAUAUCACAUUGGGUCAUUAGAUAAAUGAAC
Aspergillus sclerotioniger CBS 115572 is the source of this 3099-nucleotide messenger RNA. Its product is annotated as transcription factor domain-containing protein. Gene Ontology annotation, molecular function: DNA binding; zinc ion binding; DNA-binding transcription factor activity, RNA polymerase II-specific. Gene Ontology annotation, biological process: regulation of DNA-templated transcription; DNA-templated transcription. The transcript has 4 exons. The record is from RefSeq and is a predicted model, not a curated record. Bases 245 to 2701 code for a protein of 818 amino acids. NCBI's taxonomy places the organism in Eukaryota, Fungi, Ascomycota, Eurotiomycetes, Eurotiales, Aspergillaceae.